UUAGUCUGUCUUAUUUUAUUCUAUUACAAAAAUGGCUGCAAACCGUCGCAAGCAAGACGACAAGAAUUUAGAAAUUUUACGUGAACUUAUAUCUAUUAAUGGAAACAAAUAUUGUUUAGAUUGUAACCAAAGAGGACCUACGUACGUUAAUGUUACAAUCGGUUCGUUCGUUUGUUCAAAAUGUUCGGGAAUGCUACGUGGUCUGACGCCUCCCCAUCGAGUAAAGUCGAUCUCAAUGGCCACAUUUACCCCGGAAGAGAUAGAAUUUAUAAAAGUGAGAGGAAAUGAUUACUGUAGGCGCGUUUGGUUAGGCCUAUACGAGGGUGAAAGUGUGAACUUUACUGAUGAACAAAGUGUGAAAGAUUUUAUGUCGGACAAAUACGAGAAGAAACGUUACUAUCUCGAUCAACCGCUGAAUAAUACUGUUACGAACGGAAGUUUAUCAUCGAAGAGUAAGUCAAAAGCUAAAAGCGGAAGUGCUGCAGCGAGCUCAGCACAGCUGAUAUCAAUAGCGAGCCCGGCGCCGAAGUCGACGGUGAACAAUAACACGCUGGUGAAUGCGCCCAAACUGGGAAAUAGCUUUUUCUCUGGAGGUAAUGAUGUCAGCAUGAAGAUAGCCCGUCCGGUGCACAGCAUACCCCAGCCCAGCCCGCUCGCGGCGCCGCCCGUCGUCGCCCCUGCCCCAGUACCUGAUUUUCCUGUUGACUUUUCAACUGCAGAUAUUUAUAACAGUAGCCAGUUUAAUAAUAAUGUAAACAACAAUUAUGUGCCUGCCCCAUCCACCACUACAGGUUUUGCAGCUUUCACUCCUCCAUCAUCUACUGCUAAUGAUCGCUAUGCAGCAUUAGCAGAUUUAGAUCAUGCACUGAGGCAGCAAAACAUGAAGUCAAUGGAGGAAUGUAACAAUAUAAAUAGCAAGAAUCCGUUCCAAAGUGCACCAACCAAUGACUUCUUCGGCAGCAAAAACCCUUUCUUCAAUGGAAGUUGGAGCGCUGCUCCGGCGCCUGUGCCUGUUAAUCCUUUCAUGCCAUCAUCUAACUCUGGGAACUAUGUUAAUUCGAAGAAUCCUUUUCUCUGAAGAGGUGCUCCAUGUUUUGGGGACAAAGAACAAAUGUUUGCAACAAAAAGCACAAAACUAGCUACAAAUUUAUUAUAGUAUACAUUUAUGAAUAAGUAUAUUACGUUUUUACCAAUUUCUCGGUGAUAUUAUAUUGGCAUUACAACUAUU
This is a messenger RNA of Cydia amplana, 1228 nucleotides long. It is a transcript of the gene drongo, whose product is annotated as arf-GAP domain and FG repeat-containing protein 1. The record is from RefSeq and is a predicted model, not a curated record. The transcript is spliced from 6 exons. Gene Ontology annotation, molecular function: GTPase activator activity. The coding region runs from base 32 to 1078 and encodes 348 amino acids. Gene Ontology annotation, cellular component: membrane; cytoplasm. Lineage: Eukaryota; Metazoa; Arthropoda; Insecta; Lepidoptera; Tortricidae.